Messenger RNA from Cydia strobilella, 1299 nucleotides. RefSeq lists its product as uncharacterized. Lineage: Eukaryota; Metazoa; Arthropoda; Insecta; Lepidoptera; Tortricidae. The record is from RefSeq and is a predicted model, not a curated record. The transcript has 2 exons. The coding region runs from base 1 to 1299 and encodes 432 amino acids.
AUGACUGACUCCGAACCGACUCAACCCAUCACGAAUGAGUUCCUCGCCUUCCUGCAACUAAAAAACAAGCUGGUGCAGGAAGGAGCGAUGGAUGCUGUGACUGCUGUCCAGAUGAGUUCGCGUGCGUCGAGUUUCACCGUGGAAGACAUCUGUGCAGCGAAGCAAGUGCUGUGCCAGUCCCUCGGGAUCGUCGGCACAUAUGUACCUCACCGGAGAGGAGAUGAAGCCGGGAAGAAGUCCCUUGAGGACAUAAUGAAAAUCCUGAGUGAAAACAAGGAUCGGAUUCCGGAGUUUGUGGCGACGGGUGCCCCUAUCCUUCCGUCGUGUGCUCCGGAUAAUGUCGACGUUCGCCUCUUGUUUAAGGAAAUCGUGGCCCUAAAUACAAGAUUAGCCGAAGUUAUUAUGAAGUUUGAAGCUAGCCUAGUCACUAUCGCCGAGUUACGUGACGAAAUUACAUGUUUGCGGAAUGCUCCAACUCGGUCGGCGGUUUCAAAUUUCAAGAGCGAUUAUCGACCUGACACUUGUGUCGAGUCGGUUAGUUUACGUGCUGCUGACACUGCAAAAUGUGCCGCACGCGCCGCUGCACCGCCCGCGCACCCCCCGCGCGAGCGACCGCCUCCUGUCUCCUCCAAGUCACGUCAGCGUGCUUAUGCUGACGUCGCCGGUCAGUCUGUCGCAGCUAACCGGGUCAACGCGCCUUCUAAGGCGUGUAAAUCACGGGCUCCCCUUUUAGAGAAGUCCUCCCGCACCAAUGUGGAUAAGGAGGGAUUCACACUGGUGGAAAGGAAGAGAAAGGCACGCAGGUCGCCCCGUAAGACUCUGUGUGGCACUGCGGAGCCGGUUAAUUCCGGUCUACGAAUUGCAACACCGAGUAAGGCGCUCUACGUGUCUCGACUGCAUUACUCCGCCGGAGCCGACGAGGUGGUGGAGUACAUCCGCCGGAAGACUGGCUAUACGCUGAGGGUGCACCAGCUACAGUCGCGUCACUAUGUGCACUUCAGUUCAUUUGUGCGAGGGAGGGAGAAUGAGGUGGACUCUGUGGUGGCUCCGUCGCUGCGGGAAGCGCAGCCCCGCCGCCCUGGCGUAAGAAAGUGCGGCACCAACGCUCGCCUCCGCAGCUUCUCCUUUUUGGUCGCCUUCGGCGACCAGCCUCAGCCGCUUCGGCUCGCUCGGUGCCUGCACUUUCUUACGGCGGGCGGAGGCUGCCCUCCCUCCGCGCCUCCGGGGUUUUAUAUACACUCUAGGGGUAGGGACCACAAAGACCACGUGGGGUCGGGGUUGACAAAUUCGGUUUCAUGA